AUGAAAAGACCAAGCUCCAGGUCAGGCUCAUUUUCAUCCACUUCACCAGCUUCGAGUUCAGGCAGCAGCAACGCACGAAGUUCUCUCAAUGGAAUUAUUUCGGUUCAAAGAAUAAAAAAUACGGCCAAUGAAAAUCCAUACAUUGAUGAGGAUGAAGAUUUGAAAUAUCAUAAUUAUUCGGAACGAAAAUUAAAACAACCAAUUGGACAAACGAUUAUGGAAUUAUCAAAUUCCUCAACGAUGAAGAAUACUACCAGAAAGUCUCAGAAUGCUAGUUUGAACGGAUCCAGUAGUGCCAUUCCGCCAUCCAACGGACCACAGUCCGAAUCCAUCACUAAAUCAUCGUUUAAAACAAAAGAAGAAACAAUUUUAGAGGAAGAAUAUAUUCGUAAUUUACAAAAACAAAUUAAUUUACUUUCUACAGAGUUGGACUUGCAAAAGAAAGUGAAUCAGGAACGAGAACGAAAAAUGGCUGAAAAGACAGACGCGUUGGAAGAUCCCAUUCUAACCCUAAAGAAAAAAUUUGCAGAAAAGGAUGAGAUUAAUCAUCAUUAUAUUGAAAAGUUUCAACAGGAAAUUGCAGAUCGUGAAAAUACCAUUGUCAAGCUCAAAGAAAAAUACAAGAAAUGGAAAAACAAGAAUGUUCAAGAACGAGAAUCUGCAAAACAAGAGAUACGAAGCCUCCAUGAAAAGUACGUACCUGAAGUGAUCAAGUUAGAGAAGCAAGUGGACAUGCUUCAAUUACGUCUCAAGCAAGAACAAACAGAAAAUGAAAGAAAGAAUGAAGAUGCCAAACAAUUCCUGAAAGAGAUUGGAGAAAUUACCAAACAAGUAGAUUUCCUCAAAAUGCAAAAAGAUCAAACCGAAAAGCAAUUACAGCCUCUUAUGGACGAAUUGUCACAAGUGAAAAAAGAGCUUUUGAGCUACAAUACAGAUCGUGAUAAAGACAAGAAUGAGAUUGAAUCAUUGAAAGGUAGACUUUCAAAGUACGAAAAGGAGUGGGAAGAUGCUGUUCAUCAGCUCAAGAAAAAAGAGUUGGAGACAAAACAGCUAGAACUCGACAAGGAAUUGCUUUGUGCUGAAAGAGAUAAGGUGAAGGAGCAAGUUGUGACGCUAAAUAACAAGAAUAACGAGCUUGAUACACAAAUAACCAAACUUCAAACAAAACUCAACGAGACCCAAUGGGAUUUAACUCGAUUAAAGGUAAAUUAUGAAAGUGUGAUGAAGGAAAAAACAAGACAGGAGAAAGACAAUGAAAGAGCUCAAACCGAAUUUAGAGACAAUCAAAUCAAAUAUGAAGAGAUGAAGCGACAGUACAAAGAAUUGCAAAACAAACUUCAAAGCAAAGAAGAAGAGUUAAAAUCGUUCCUUCACACACAAUUCAAUGCGCUCAAGGUCAAGAAUGAAAACCUGGAAAACACCCUAAAAGAACUAUCAAGUCAAAACGAGGUGCUUCGAAAUGAGAACAGGAAGCUCGCUCAGGAAAACGAGAAAUUAUCCAAAGAUCACGAAAUGUGGAAUGCAGAGAAAGAGCAGUAUGAAAAGAACGACAUUCAACGAAGAAUAUUGGUGAAGAAGCUUAAAAACCAGCUCAAACUUUCAAUGGCUGUCACUGCCAUUGACAAGCAGCAACUAUCGACAAUUUUCAAAUCAAACGUGAACAUUGCAGAAUCAAUCAAGUCGCUAAUGGAUGUCAUCAAAGAAGGAAACGAAAUUAGUGAAGAAGAAAAACAGUUUAUGAAUCAAUCUCAACCCACAAAAGAACCAAGUGAAAGCACAAAGCGAUAA
Molecule: messenger RNA, 1788 nt
Organism: Naegleria lovaniensis
Lineage: Eukaryota; Heterolobosea; Eutetramitea; Acrasida; Naegleriidae
Exons: 1
Coding region: 1-1788 (595 amino acids)
Source: RefSeq, a predicted model, not a curated record